Molecule: messenger RNA, 3766 nt
Organism: Pseudopipra pipra
Lineage: Eukaryota; Metazoa; Chordata; Aves; Passeriformes; Pipridae
Product: maestro heat-like repeat-containing protein family member 6
Exons: 24
Coding region: 158-3652 (1164 amino acids)
Cellular component (GO): cytoplasm
Source: RefSeq, a predicted model, not a curated record
GCCAGACCACAGGACUUGGUGACCCGGAGCUUCGGCGAGGAGUCUCCAGGCCCUGCGGCAGGUGCCCUCGAGGCCGUUCUCUGGGGCUUCGUGCCCUGGAGCUUUUCCCUAGCGUCUCCAAUCCCUGCGGCGGCUGCCCUUGAGGCCCGACUGUAGGAUGGCGGAGAGACGCUUCAGCCUGUGCAGGUUUCUCAGGAAGAAGAAGAAGGAAGGCCCUGAGACUGCCCCUGCACAGCAGCCUGAGGAGGUGGAGCAGCCCCAGCCCCUGCAGGAGGAUCCAGGACAGGACCAGACACAAGAACAGGACCGUGCCCGUGGCCGCUUCCGCAGGGCAGCACAGGCCGUUCGGAAAUUCGUGGGCAUUCGGCGUCCAAAGACCAGGAUCGCACCAGGCGAGGUCAUGGCACAGCCUGACCCCACGCCCAGUGAGCUCACGGCCAAGGCUGACAGCGCAACGUCCGAGGGCGAGGCAGACACUGACAUCGCAGCCGUUCAGUGCCCGCCCAGUGCUCCUGGUCUGGACAUUCCUGGGGAGAGAGUUGUCUCUGUGGAAGUAAGCAGCCUGUGGGAAGCCAUGAAGCCAGAGAGAGACACAGAGCAGAGACCCCCCAGGGUGCCCAAGCUGGCCUGGCUGAAGGAGGGGGAGGAGGAAGGCCCUGGAGCUGCCCCAUCCCAGCAGCCUGAGGAGGUGGAGCAGUCCCAGCCCCUGCAGGAGGAUCCAGGACGGGACCGGACACAAGAACAGGACCGUGCCCGUGGAGGCUUCUGCAGAGCAGCACAGGCCUUUCUGAAAUUCUUGGGCAUUCGCCAUAGAAAGACCAAGAUCACACCAGCCGAGGUCAUGGCACAGCCUGACCCCAUGCCGAGUGAGCUCAAGGCACACCCUGAAGUCGGCACCGCAUUGACUGACGGCACAGCAAACUGUGACAGCGCGGUGACCGAUGACGGGACAAAAUCCAACACCGCCCUGCCUGAGCUCACCAUGGAGGCUGACGGUGAAACGACUGAGGGCAUCGCAGACACUGAGAGCACACCCAUUCAGUGCCUGCCCGAUGCUCUCAGUGUGAAAGUUCUUGAUGAAGGAGUUGUCUCUGCUCAAGUAGCCAUGGAGCCAGCCAGAGACAUGGAGCAGAGACCUCCCAGUGUGCCCAAGGUGGCGUGGAUGAAGGAGGAGGAGGAGGAAAGCCCUGGGCCUGCCCCAGCACAACACCCUGAGGAGGUGGAGCAGUCCCAGCCCCUGCAGGAAGAUCCAGGACGGGACCGGACACAAGAACAGGACCGUGCCCGUGGCUGCUUCCGCAGGACAGCACAGUGGUUACUGAACUCCAAUCCUGUUCGGCGUAGAAAGGCCAGGACCUCACCAACUGAGGUCAGGGCACAGCCUGAGCCCAACCUGACCAAGCUCAAGGGCAAGGCUGACAGUCUAACAACUGAGGGCAUCACAGACACUGAGAGCACACCCGUUCAGUGCCUGCCCGAUGCUCUCAGUGUGGAAGUUCUCGAUGAAGGAGUUGUCUCUGCUCAAGUAGCCAUGGAGCCAGCCAGAGACAUGGAGCAGAGACCUCCCAGUGUGCCCAAGGUGGCGUGGAUGAAGGAGGAGGAGGAAGAAAGCCCUGGGCCUGCCCCAGCACAACACCCUGAGGAGGUGGAGCAGUCCCAGCCCCCGCAGGAGGAUCCAGACUGGGACCGGACACAGGAGCAGGACCGUGCCCGUGGAUGCUUCCGCAGGGCAGCACAGAGAUUGCUGAACUCCAGUCCCAUUCAGCAUAGAAAGGCCAGGACCUCACCAACUGAGGUCAGGGCACAACCUGAGCCCAACCUGACCAAGCUCAAGGGCAAGGCUGACAGUGCAACGACUGAGGGCAUCGCAGACACUGACAGGACACCCGUUCAGCGCCUGCCUGAUGCUCCCAGUGUGGAAGUUCUCGAUGAGGGAGUUGUCUCUGCUCAAGUGCCAGCUGUGGUGAGGUCCAUCCACUGGUGGCUGACUGCCAAUGUGUCUGCUGGGCACGUGCUGGAUAACACCCUUCUAGCACUGACCCAGGCACACCCCGCGGAUGUCGCCAUCAGCCUCCUGCGCUGUGCCCCCUCAUGUGACAGAGCUGCUGCAGUCAUGUGGAGGACCAUCGCCUCGUCGGGAACGACCCUGGAGAAGGUGCUGCCAAUGCUGCUCUCUGUGAUGGAGGACUGGCCAUGGCACAGCACCCGCACCUCUGAUGGGGACAACACCAAUGUCUUUGCCCUGGCUGCAACUCUGGCAUUGUGGACGAUUGUCCAGGAGCCCCAGUGCCCAGGGCCAUUGAUGGAGUAUUCCCCCCAUCUCCUCGUGGCUCUGCUCUUCCAAGUUUUCAUCACCACAGAGCAGAUGUCCGAGGAGGUCGACAGCUUCUGGAGGGGAUGCCGGGAGGAACACGACCUUCCCACUGACCCCAACAGGUUUGCAGUGCUGAGCAUGAAGGCCCUGCUCUGCUGCCUGCACUGUGAGGAUGUGGUGCGUUCAGUGGAGCACAAUCGUGGCUGGGCGAGGCUCCUCAAUGCUCGCAGCCGCCGCUACGCAGUGGCUCUGCUGGCCAGGGAGAUGCGCCGUGUUUCCAGCCCCUUGUGUUCCCGCAUCACACUCCACCUGCUGGAGCUGCUGAGCAGGGAGGAGCUGUGCUGGGACCUCCCUGCUAUGGCAUUCCUUGUGGAGGUCCUGGACUGCCUGGACAUGCGUGACUGGGGAGGCAGCGUUCUGCAGAGCCUUUCAAGGCACCUCUGGAGUGAGUGCCCAGAGAGGCGUCACCUGGCACUCCGAGGGCUCCUGGUGCUCAGCCAGGAUUCUGGGAUGGCCAAGCGCAUCUGGAGCCUGUCGGAUAUCCUGGUGCAGCUCCUGGGGGAUGAGGACAGAGAUACGGUUUGGAUGACCCUCUCUGUGCUCGACAAUGUGCUCUGGAGCAGUGUCUGGACACAGCUGCAGAAGAGGGUCCACAGCAAAGACCCUCUAAUAUCCACCCCCACCGGCCUGCAGUUGGCUGAGGCGCUCCGGCCACUCUUUGACCACGAUGACAGCAGUGUGCGGGAGGGCUCUAUGGUCAUCUUCACACGUGUGAUGAAACUGAUAGAGAGAGCGGGAAAGAGACCCCUGAAGCCACACGUGUGCCUGAGCCUGCUCCCGCUCUACUUCCACCAGCACGAUGAGAACCCGGUCGUGAAAAAGGCGUCUCGGGAAGCGCUGCUUCGUGCAGCGCGGUUCCUGAAGAGGAGGGAUCUCGUGAAGCUGCUGAAGGCAGAGCAGCCUUGGAGAUUCAGUGAGUGCCUGCUGAAAAAGGACCGGAGCAGAGUGGUCGAGUACCUGCACCAGGCCCUGCCGUACCUGUGGAGCCCACAGGAGCCCGUGAGAGAGGCGGCCGUCAAGUUCAUGGGGAUCGCCGGCAGGUACCUGCGGGGACAGUACCAAGAGCUGCAGCUCAUCAUCGAUGCCCUUCAAGCCACGACAGAUGACAGCAGUCCCACUGUCUCCAAGCUGGCACUUAAAAACAUCAACUUCCUUAGAGCUGUACAGAGAGCUCCCUACCUCCAGCAGCUCCGAGACCAGCUCAGCAGGGCAUGGAGUACCCGGCCUUCUGUGUGGGGCUGUGUGUGCCUGUGCUGCUAUAGCUGUGUGGAGAGCUGAUGCAGGCAGCUCUGUCUUUUGGGGCCACCUGAGCCUGUGGGGAAGACGCCUCUUCUCCGCAAGCCCUUCCUAUAUUCCUAGCAUAGGAAUAUUAAAUAAAUCUUGUCAUCUACA